AGAGCAACGAUAUCCUGUUGAGGAAAAUUGGACAACCGACCGAGAAGGGACCCGACUCAUUCUUCAACUCGCAUUUGCAAUUCGCAAGCUAAAACUGACGCAAGGAACGCAACCCAACGGAGACCAGAAAGCCAUAUUCAACCCAAAAGCAUGCUUCUAGGGUUUCGAAUUUCAGCACUCCCAUCAUUGCGUAGGAAAAUUUGGUGAAUUUAUCUGCAGGCCCAAUAAUAUGCGAGACGAUAACGAAAAUCGGAAUCGAAACAAUCCAUGGCCUUCCUCAAGCAGGCCCCCCGAAGAGAAAGAGGAAAGCAUGAGGCUUUGGGGAAUCCUCAUCUUCGGUUUAAUUGGUGCCACUGCCACCACCUUAGCCGUUGGACAGGUUCGGAGAACUUUUGAUUGGUUUUAUGCCCAGUUGACCAGGUCGCAGUCAUCAUGGAAGGGAGCGACAGGCAGUUCUUUCCGAUCAACUUUUCAGGAGGAAGCAUGGAAAAAAUACAAUCGCAGGAUGCAGGAGGAAUAUGAAGAAGAAAUGGAGAGAGUGGAGCGUAUUAGGCGUAUGCAAAGUGUUUUCAACAGAGAGAGGAACAAAUACCAGAGGAGCUACGAGAGCUGGAGGGAAAAUGGUCCAGGUGCAUAUCAUCAGCAUUUCCAGCGGGAUGAUUGGUAUUGGAAGACUGAUACAUCUUACAAAAACUGGAGGACCAAUGCCAGGGAAACACUAAGAGACAAGGCAACCUAUCCAUUAUCACAUCACUACUCAGUUUUGGGUCUUGACAGGUCGAGAUCAAAACCAUACACUGAGGCUGAGAUUAAGACAGCUUUUAGGGCAAAGGCAAAAGAAUUCCACCCAGAUCAGAACCAGGAUAAUAAAGAGGCUGCUGAAGCAAAGUUCAAAGAGGUAUUGAUGUCCUACGAGGCCAUCAAAUCGGAAAGAAAGAACAUGAAGUCAUGAAGUGGUAAACUCUGCCAAGAGAUGCGGAGGUUCUAAAUGUGCAGGCUGUCCUGAAAAGAUCAGCUGUGCUUUUCCUGCCUUGGCUUUAUGGAGGUAUAUCCAGCAGAAAGAGGAGCUGCAAAAAAAAUACUUCUCUGAAACCUUUUCAGAGUUUAGGUUUUGAUGCUGUAACUUAGGUCUUUGCCAAGAGAUGAGUUGUUAUUUUUUGAGUAUAGCAUAUGCAGCGAGGCUGCGUUUGUAUUUAAAAAGCACGAAGCUUACCUCCUUGCAUGCAUAAUCUUUGCCCAAUAAUCUAAAUUCAAUUUUGCAA
Messenger RNA from Malania oleifera, 1262 nucleotides. RefSeq lists its product as uncharacterized. The record is from RefSeq and is a predicted model, not a curated record. The transcript is spliced from 7 exons. The coding region runs from base 230 to 952 and encodes 240 amino acids. Lineage: Eukaryota; Viridiplantae; Streptophyta; Magnoliopsida; Santalales; Ximeniaceae.